This is a messenger RNA of Dipodomys spectabilis (banner-tailed kangaroo rat), 1221 nucleotides long. Its product is annotated as protein Red-like. The record is from RefSeq and is a predicted model, not a curated record. Lineage: Eukaryota; Metazoa; Chordata; Mammalia; Rodentia; Heteromyidae. The coding region runs from base 1 to 1221 and encodes 406 amino acids. Gene Ontology annotation, cellular component: nucleus. Gene Ontology annotation, biological process: mRNA splicing, via spliceosome. The transcript has a single exon.
AUGAGUGCCACCCUGGGUGUCACCAAAUUAAACACAGAGAAGCAAAAGCAAUUCAUCCAGGGGGGUGACCUGGAACACACCCAUUUGGGGAAAGGGAAGGAUGUUGCUUUGCUUCAAAGAAUUCGAUCGGAAACCGCUAACAAAGAAAGGAGGCUGAUGGAAAAGGCUCAGAGUACAUCUGAUAACAACGAGGAGCCUGAAUUGCAAACACCCUUGGGUCGUACUAUCUACCAAGCACUAUUCCAGAAGAACAAGCCUGAUGCCGAGCCGAACAAAUUGUUCCUUCCAGGCCGCAUGGCCUACCUGGUAAACCUGAAUGAUGACGCUGAAUCGGAUAUCCCUCUCACCGUGAUCCGAGACAAGGCCGAUUGUCCCAGCGUGGAGCCUCAAACCUUUGUGAACACAAGUGACACCAUCAUCAGCAAGCUCACCCAGGUGUUUUCACACUUAGGGCAGGAUACCUACAGUAAGAAAUACAGGAAGAAGGAUCAAGGCGAGAAGAGACCUUUUGAAGCCAGCAGCACUUUUUACAACAUUGAGGACCGUAUGACUCCUAUUCCCAAGACAUCAUGGGACAAGAUGAUGGCGAGAUCCAGGGAAUACCUUGCAGAGAGAAACAAGGAACUGAACCGAGAGUGGCUUCGAGAUCAAGCCUUCAAGACAGCGAAGAGAAGAAGGUUUCGGUCCCUUGAGAAAUCCAGAAUAGCUCUCCAAAAAGAACUGGAGUCGACCACGAAACUGAUGAAGUCCAUGAACAUCCAGUCCUCUCUGGAAGGCACUGAAUCCCUAAAGAAGCUUGACCUCAAGAAACACCUGGGAGACCAUUAUACUACAGCCAACUCAUAUAUGGAAUGCUACCCUACCACAGUGAGUGACACCCUGGAGAAUAGCUACAAGGAAAAGAUGGAGUUUCUGGAGGAUAAGAGGAGUUACAGCAAAGAUCUCUUACAUCGCAGGGAUUUUGAAACUCAAGCUGAAUACAAGGAGUAUCUGAGAAACAAAAUUUGCUCCCGGAAUGUUAUUGCAAUGCUUGAAGGGUGGAAAACCUGGCGGUUCAGGGAGGAUUAUGACAAAGCUAAGCGUCAUCGCCAGCGAAAGAAGAAAGAAGGUAGUAAGCCUGAAGUCAAAAGACUAAAAUACCCAUCACCAGUUGCAGCUGAUGAAUAUUCCCACGGCUUGCUUUCUGAAAUUCCCAACAAAGAUACAAGAUACCCUGUGUGA